UUUACUAAAAUAGAAUCUAGGAUCCUGGCUGAUAUUACUGAUAAGAUCUCAUCUACAUCUAGAUCUAUAUACAUGGUCUAGAUCUAAAAUAAAAUUUAGUCUAAAUGAUUAGGCUUGGCUUAGGCAAGACAGGGACUUUAAUUAAUAAAGAAUAUUAAAGAUCCAUUAGACUGACUAGUCUAGAUUUAAAUUUAACUGUGAAGUCACUCGACACCCACUUCAGUUACAGUGACUUACUGACUUAGCCUUAGCGCCCUUAGUAAAGCCUUAGCCUUACCUCAGUAAUACUCAAGUUUUUCUUGUUUGUGACUCACAAUGAUGAUGGAAGAGGAAGAAGAAACUUUGUUUGAUCAAGAGAAUUUGCUUAACAAUCAGAACGAUGUUAGGGAAGAAAGAGAUAUGAAAAUGAGAAGAUUCAAAAAGACAUUGGCUAUCUCUAUGGCAUUUUUUUGCCUGGGUCUGUGUAUUGCCAUUCCUGGACCAACACUGAUAGAGCUGGGUAGGAAUGUUCAGAGCAACACAGAACACAUGUCCUACAUUUUCACUGCACGUUCUAUUGGUUACCUCAUUGGCUCUGUGGUUGGAGGCAUCCUCUUUGACUUCUUUGAUCAGCAGCUUCUGCUGUUCUAUACACUAGCCUCUACGACUUUGGCCACAGUGGGGAUCCCAUGGUGCAAUGCUUUGUUGGCGCUGUCUCUUCUGAUUUGCAUUCAAGGGAUAGCUGUUGGUGUUCUGGACACAGGGGGCAAUGUUUUUUGCAUAAAGAUUUGGGGAAAAAAAAGUGCACCUUACAUGCAGCUCUUGCAUUUCUCUUUUGGAGUGGGAGCGUUCUUAGCCCCUCUCAUUGUGGAGCCUUUCUUCCUUGGCAACUCAGGAUAUAAUGAAUCCUCUAAGGUGGGCCCCUACUGGGGACAGUACAAUAACAAGAUGAACAACCCAAGAUAUGUGAGAGAAAUUUCAUUAGAUUCCAUGGCCCCUACUGGUUUCAAGAAUGCUGAUAUUCUGAUUUACAGAUUUAGACGCCAGAUUUCUGGUGAUGUUAAACAGAAUGAUUCUGCAUUGCUGCUUGAGGACAUAGAUAAUACUACUUUGCUUAACAAAACAGAUGAAACUCCUUUGCCAUUACCAACUGAAAAGCCUCGGCCUCAUAAGCCCACUGUAAUUGAACCAAAUAACCUGAGUAAAGAUCAUGCUGAUUCCGAAGUGAUUAAAAGUCAAUUAAUAGAUAUUAUUGACAAUAAAAAACAAAAUCCGGGUACAGCAGCACCACCACCAGUGAGUGUACAAUCAGCCACUAAAGCUGAUGAGCUUGCCUCCAAUGUAAGUUUAAGUAAUAGCUCAGAUGCAUUCUUGUCUAACCAGUCGAAGGUUAAUGUGACCUUGGAGAUUACAUCUGCUGUGGCUUCUGUUUUGCCCUCUAGUUCUUCCAUAACCACCACAGAACCUACUACAACAACUUCAACUGCAUCAACAACAACUACAUCAACAACUACCACUUCGUCAACUACCACAACUACAUCAACUUCAACAACAACAUUGCUCACAGCAGUGCCAACAUCACAACCCCCAUCUACGAAGUCUAUUAUAACCUCUAGCACAAAUGGUCCUGCCACAAAGCCUAGCGCAACUUUUGACAACAUCUCCUCCAUGAGUACCAAUGUCACCAAACCAGAAGCCAUAAACAGAAAUCUGUUAAACCAUGUCAUAGAGGAAUUAAAAAGUUUAUCUAUUUCAAAGAUUCAGUUUGCUUAUCUAACUAUAGGAUUUCUAUUAGCUGUCAAUGCUGCCUUCUUUCUUUUCCUUCACUACCAGGACCUGCGCUCCAACAUCCCGUUACGCCCCUUGGCUCAGUUGGACCUCACCAGGCAGCCGGACUCUAGGCUGUAUAAAGUGUCUAUUCUUGGACUACUUUUCCUCUUCUUUUUAGUUUAUGUUGGCCUUGAAGUCACAUUUGGAGGCCUAAUCACAACGUUUGCAGAGGAUUUCACUCCCACUGCUACAAAAGGAGCUACAUUGGCAGCAACAUUUUGGGGUUGCUUGGCUUGCGGAAGGGGAGUCAGUAUUAUAAUUGCUCGCUACUUCAAGCCUCCUUGCAUGAUUGUGGCCAACUUGAUCCUGACAAUAACUGGAGCCUGUUUGUUAAGUUUUUCCAUCUCCAGUAGUAACUCUGUGAUUUGGGUGGGCACUGUGCUCUUUGGUCUUGGCAUGUCUUCUAUUUACCCGACUGCCAUCACCUGGGCUGAUACAUACUACCCAUUAACUGGAAAAGCCACUGCUGUGUUUGUUGCUGGUUCAGGCAUUGGGGAGAUGACCCUUCCCAUGUUUACAGCCUACUUGUUUCAGAACUUUGAUAGGAUGUACCUGAUGUAUAUGUGCCUGACUUUGUCUUCACUGCUGGUGCUGCUUUACAUUAACCUGCAGGUCGUGGCCUGCAAGAGAACACGAUCCACUGCAGGGCGAUCCCACUCUGGGUUUAUGCGUCUGCAGAACAGUGAGGAGAUGGCAGAUGCUCUAGACAUGAACUCAUUAAGCGUAACAGAGAAUGGUCUGACGGAGACACUGCGGAGGAGGGAUGUUAACAGCACUGAUGAUGAUAAAAGGAAGCAGAUCGGAGGAGCACAUGAUAUGGCAGAGUUUACCAAGUUGAUUGACAUGAGUGACUAAACUAAUUUAUGUUUUGUGCACAUAUGUUAUGAUUGGCCUGAGUAAUUAGACUUCUUAUAUCCACAUAUAUUGUGAUUUUGUUAUGUAUGGUAUACAUAAAAUUGACCAUAUUGCCAAUUACUUGUGAUUACAUAUAAAUACUCUCAUUCCUUAUACUAUUUUAAUCUAGCGUAAUAUAUCCUUUCAUUUUACCUUUGUUUUGAUUUUAAAUGUUCCUUUUUUUUCUUCUGUUCAUUUGAUUCACCACAUUUUGUACAUUAUUUCCAUUUAUACUUGAUUGUUUUUCAACCUGUUACUUUUCCCAAUUUUCUUUAAUUCCUGUUACAACGUGUAGUUUAAUGUAAGUGGAAGUGAAAAAUAUUCUAACAAAAUCCAGUUGACAUAUCAAUCCUGCUGUAGUCUAGUCUA
Molecule: messenger RNA, 3072 nt
Organism: Biomphalaria glabrata
Lineage: Eukaryota; Metazoa; Mollusca; Gastropoda; Planorbidae
Exons: 4
Coding region: 316-2664 (782 amino acids)
Biological process (GO): transmembrane transport
Source: RefSeq, a predicted model, not a curated record